This is a messenger RNA of Verticillium nonalfalfae, 1239 nucleotides long. RefSeq names its product protein-ER retention protein (gene ERD1). Gene Ontology annotation, cellular component: cytoplasm; membrane. The transcript has 2 exons. The coding region runs from base 1 to 1239 and encodes 412 amino acids. NCBI's taxonomy places the organism in Eukaryota, Fungi, Ascomycota, Sordariomycetes, Glomerellales, Plectosphaerellaceae. The record is from RefSeq and is a predicted model, not a curated record.
AUGGACGGUGACCCCAAGGUCGAGUCGGGCCUAGACUCCUUCAGCCUGACCUUUCCCCUGCCAUAUCGCGUUGGCUUCAUCAUCAUCCUGGCUGUCUGGGGCUGGGGCAUCAACCUCCAGUACCUCGCGCAAGCCAAGAUCGAUGUGCCCUCCCUCAUUAAAUACCCCGCGAGAGCAUCCCCGACGCAACCGGCACAUCAUCUGUCGACCUACCGCCUGGCCACCGUCCUCUCGGCCCUCUUCUCCUUUUCUAUCACGAUAUUCUGGCUCUUCACCCGCCGUAACCCCGAACUCGUUAUUCAAUAUGACUGGAUGCCCAUGACAUUCCUCGUGGCCACGGUCGGCGUCUUCUUCUUCCCCUUGCGGACCUUUACCCACCAUGGCCGCACUCGCUUUCUCCAGACCUUGCGCCGCGUCAGCAUUGGCGGCAUCGCUCAGGCGCAGGACGGCAAAUUUGGCGACAUUCUCCUGGCCGAUGCCCUGACCAGCUACGCCAAGGUUCUCGCAGACCUUUACGUCACCCUCUGCAUGUUCUUCACCCCCAACGGUGCCUCCACGGCCCGCCCCGAUCGCGGCUGCGGCGGCGCCGUCAUGGUGCCCCUCAUCAUGGCCGUUCCGAGCGCCAUUCGACUGCGCCAGUGCCUGACCGAGUACUUCCGCGUCCGCCGCGCCCCCUACAAGGAAUCCACCGGCUGGGGCGGCCAGCACCUGGCCAACGCCGCCAAGUACUCGACCGCAUUCCCCGUCAUCAUCCUGAGCGCCAUCCAGCGCAGCCUGCCUGCCGACCAGCCCAGGCCGGGCCUCAACCGCGCCUGGCUCGCCGCCGUCCUGCUCAACUCGCUCUACUCGUUCUACUGGGACGUCACCAAGGAUUGGGACCUCACCCUCUUCGCCCCGGCCCGCGAGCGCAGCGCCCCAGACCACCCCUUUGGCCUGCGGCGCCGCCUGCUCUUCUAUCCCCCGCUCGUCUACUAUCUUGUCAUGGGCCUCGACCUCAUGCUGCGGUGCACCUGGGCCCUCAAGCUGAGCCCCCACCUUGAUCGCUUGACGGAUUUUGAAAGCUCCAUCUUCCUCAUUCAGUUCCUCGAGGUCUUCCGCCGCUGGGUGUGGAUCUUCUUCCGCGUCGAGACGGAGUGGAUCAGGAAUUCGCCGACCGGCCUUGGCGUGGAUGACAUCCUGCUCGGCGACUACCAGGGUAAGUAUGACUCGGAAGACGACGACGAGGGCUUUAUGAACUAG